Messenger RNA from Ichthyophthirius multifiliis, 2796 nucleotides. RefSeq lists its product as hypothetical. Gene Ontology annotation, molecular function: calcium-dependent cysteine-type endopeptidase activity. Lineage: Eukaryota; Ciliophora; Oligohymenophorea; Hymenostomatida. The transcript is spliced from 6 exons. Gene Ontology annotation, cellular component: cytoplasm. Gene Ontology annotation, biological process: proteolysis. The record is from RefSeq and is a predicted model, not a curated record.
AUGGAAAAUUUAAAUGAGGAUUCUAACAACUCAAACGAAAAUGGGAACUCGCCUCAAAACGAUAGCAAUGAAUAAAAAGAAGAUGAUUAAAAUGAUUCAGAUUAAGACGCUUAAGAUUAUGAUGAUUAGCAAAUGAACAAUCAAUAAGACACAUCUUAAUAUUAAUAGGAAUAAUAAGAUAAUAUGUCUAGAUAUCAAGAAUAGGAAGCUUAAAUUAUAUAAUAUUGGAAGGAAACAGGAUAAAUGUGGGAAGAUCCAGAUUUUAGGCCAGAUAAUAGCUCAUUAUUUAAAGACACAAUGAAUAUUCCUGAAUGGGGAAAAGAUAUAAGAAAAAUAGUAUGGCAAAGGCCAUAAUAAAUAUCUAAGGAUGCAAAAUUUAUACAGGAUAAAGAUGGGGAUGCAAAGCAAGGAGCUUUUGGAGAAAGUUGGUUUAUCGGAGCAAUAAUACUAAUUAGUACUCAUGGAGAUAUUUUAGAUAAGUUAUUUGUGGAAACUUAAUAUUUUGACAAUGCUGGAUUUGUCUCUUUUUAGUUUUUUAAAAAUGGAGAAUGGAAACAGGUUAUUGUAGAUACAUUAUUACCUUUUGAUUAAGAAUCAAAAUAGAUUUUGUUUACUUAUUGUGCAUCUCCUAAUGAAUUUUGGAUUCCUUUAAUGGAAAAAGCAUACUCAAAAUUACAUGGAUGUUAUUAGAAAAUUUGCGAAGGAUCUAUUUUGGAAGGAUUGGUGGAUCUUACUGGUGGUGUUUCAGAAGGAUGGGUUCUUAAUGAUCCAGAUACAUCGAAAUUAAUUGAAUCUAAUUAAUUUUGGUAAAUACUUAAUAAUUAUUUCCAUUAGAAAUUUUAUCUUGGAUGUAUUAAUUAUGUUGAAGGAAAAGGAACUAAAAAUGCAGAUACUGGUACUCAUGGUAUUCUUGAAAAUCAUCAUUAUGGUAUUUGUGAUAUUAGAGAAUUUCCUAAAGAAAACCUUAAGCUUAUUAGGAUUAGAAAUCCUUGGGGUACCGAUGGUGGAUGGAAUGGGCCUUUUUGUGAUGACUCUGAAGAAUGGGACAAAUAUAGGGAACUAAGAGAUAAAUUAAAACUUGUUUUUAAAUCGAAAAAAUCAGAUGGAACUUGGUGGAUGAGUUAUCAUGAUGUAUUUUUAUUUUUUUUAUUUUUUUUUAAUUAUAAAAUUUAUGAAUAGUGGUAUUUACAUUUCAAUAAGCUUUAUGUUUGCAAAGUUUUCCCAGAAUCUUGGGAUUGUUAUUCUAUUGAAUCUAAAUGGUAGGGAAAAACAUAGGGAGGUGUUUGUCCUCCUAAAAUGAUUUACGAUGGAUAAGAAAAUAUGCCUGAGUAUUUAUAAUUAGAUACAGAUGAAAAAUGGUUUAAUAACCCUCAAUUUAGAUUAAAAGUAACAAAAGAAACUAAAAUGUACAUAAGUUUGAUGCUUGAAGAUGAAAAAUUAACUAAACAUUCAUAUGUACAAUGCAAUUUUGUUGUAAUUUUACAAAAAGAUAGAAAAAAUAGAGUUUGGGAAUAUCCAGAUGAUAAUAAUAUAAUAAUAGAAGCAAAUCCAAAUGGUUAAGCAUCAGCUUAAAGAGAAAUAACAUAAUAUAUAACCUUGAAAAAAUUUGAAGGAAAAAAUUAUGGAAACUAUAUUAUUGUACCUAAUAUGAUAACAGAAAGUAAAAAAGACGAAAAAAGAGUUUUUUAUUUAAGAAUUUUUGCAUCAGAACCUGUAAAAUAUAUAUGUAUAUAUAUUUUAUUAUACAAAUAAAUAAAGAUAGAAAUAAUGGAAAUGCCAGAAACUUUGGAAUUUUCAAUCGAAGAUUAAUAAUGGGAAUAACAUAAUGCAGGAGGAAGAAGAAAAAUAGAAAAUAAAAAUAAUCCUAAUUGGUGUAGGAAUCCCUAAUAUUUUCUUAAUUUGAAAUAGGCAACAAAUUUGAAAAUCAUAUUAAGAAAAACUACUUAAAUUAAAAAAACCAGAACUAAUACUAUAGGAAUGACUAUUUGUUAAUAUAAUUUAAAUAAAAAUAAGCAAUAACAAGUUAAGGGAAAGCCUAUUUAAAUCCAAACUAAAGGAAAAUAAACAGGAUCAAAUUUAUAAAGAUUAUUAGCGCAAACCGAUUAAUAAUUAGAACCACCAGAAAUGAUUCAUAUUGAGAGGAAAUUAUUUGUUGGUUAUGCGGAAAAAUUUAAAGAAAGCUUUUAUAAGAAUGAUGAAGUUGCAGCUUUAUUUUUUUCAUGGAAUCCUACAGAAGGUCCGUUUAUAAUAAUUCCUUCAAUGAACGAAGAAGAUAAGUACGCGGGAUAUAAAUUAACUAUAUUUUCAAAUCAUCCAGUUUAAUUGUAAAAAUUGGAUGAAAAUAUAAACUCUGUUUUAAUAGGAAAAUGGGAAAAUGAAGUUACAGAUGGAGGUUGUCAUUUAUAUGAUGAACCUUUUGAAAAAGAAAUAUCUAAAAAAACAUGGACUUAAAAUCCUAAAUUUUUAUUAUCUUUUCCUGAAAAUGUACCCACUAAUUUCAAAAUAACUCUAUCUAUUGCUGACAAGAAUUGGAAAGCAAAAAUUAAAAAUACUGUUGGAGGCAUGAUUGGCAUCUAUUUAUUAGAAAAAAGAGAAGGAAAAAUUAGUUAUGAUGAUCAAAAAGUUCGAGAUGUGAACUUUUUGCCUGUUUAAGUUAUAGAAGAAAGCUAUUUUUUAUAAAACAUAAAUAAAGCUGGAUAUUAUAUAAUGCCCAGCACUUAUUAAUAUAAACUAGCUGGUUAGUUUAUUUUAUCGGUUACUUCAGAUAAAAUAUUUACUUUAACGCCUUAAAAAUGA